Messenger RNA from Manduca sexta (tobacco hornworm), 1597 nucleotides. RefSeq lists its product as uncharacterized. The coding region runs from base 242 to 1243 and encodes 333 amino acids. The record is from RefSeq and is a predicted model, not a curated record. Lineage: Eukaryota; Metazoa; Arthropoda; Insecta; Lepidoptera; Sphingidae. The transcript has a single exon.
AACAUAUUCACUGACGAGGAAAAUCGUACUGAAUUGAUAUUUACUCUGGAUUUGACAAUUGGAAAAAUGGAUUAUACUUUACCUGGAAUUGAUUAUACUUACGAAAACUACUAAUUGGAAUACUUACGAAAGACAAUAUAUUAAGAAUUUAAAUUUGAAGAAAAGAAAUACGUAAGACUAGGCAGUAUGGUCGUAAGACUAUAGCCUGUCCUCUAAGGACGAAGGAAAGAAAAAAUUCUCUAUGGUAUGUUGUUUUCUGCUCUUGGAGACUAAAAUCUUGCCGAUUCAAAAGUUUAUCAGCAUCUUUAACUUUUUAUAUGUUAUAAGAUAUUUCAAAAUGGACCUCAUAGAAUCAAUAAAAAAGGACAAAGCGUACCUCAAGUGUAAACUGAUUGUGAAAACCUGGGAAAAUGAAUUCAAGACAAUGUAUUCUCGUACACCUUCGAAAUUUGACAUAAAAGAAGCUCCUUCGAAAAUCAAAUAUGCGUAUAAAAAAUACUUUCAGUUAAAAAGUACCGCUUUAGAAAAUUCCCUUUCUGUGUGUGAUAUUGACGAAAACAUAGAUAUGUCUCUCGAGCCUAUUUCUAAUGACACAUUGAAAUCAGUCCCCACAACUCCAGAAAAGGACAUGCCUAUGUUGCCCACUGGUCAAGAACUCGAUAACCUUAUAUCACAAGUUCAAGUUCAGCAUUGCUCUAACAAACUUCAUCCAUGCACAGAAAAUUUGUCAAAGAAGCUAUUCCAUAACAGAAAAUUUUCUCUACGAAAUCCUAGAAAAUUAGGUGUCGCAAAAUCGCAAUCUGCAUUGGAUACCAUAAUUAAAAGAUCAAGUCAAGAACAUGGUGAAAAAACGUUUAAUUCAGAAUCUAUUUUGACAGAUGAAACAAUAAAACCAUAUACCGAUUUAGAAAAAAUAAUUAUUCCCACACCAUUACUUAAAUUUAAUGAUUGUAAAAACAGCCCAAAUGUACGAGUAUUAGAUAAAGCAUGGCUGAAGAGAACGACAGGAAUAGAGACUGAAGAAUUAGAGUAUAAUAGCUGUUAUGAAGAAUCCAAGAAAUUUGGUAUUAGAAAUAUAGACAUACCAACCAAAAAUACUUUGGAUAUCGUAGAAAACAGUGAAUCAGAGGAUGAUAUUGCAAUCAGCAAAUUAAAACCAGCGUUAAAGAAAAGAAAAAAAUGCAUAUUUGUGAUUUUGAAAAUCAGGGCAGGCAUAAUGAAACGAUCAACAAUGUUAAAAUAGAUAAUGAAAAACAAUGGUCAACUAAAAAGGAAACCAAUAAACACAAAGUAAAAAAGCAAGUUGGAAAAGUAAACUGUGAAGCAGAAGAUUCUCCACCAGAUAUUAAAGAAUAUGUUCCUUUUGCUCUAGAUAAAGAUAUACUCCCAAGACAUUCGGAAGUACUGAAAAAUAUGAAUACAACUGGUCCUGCCUCUAAAGAUAAAAAACAAGAGAAAGCAGAAAGCUCAGCAAGUGCAGCAAUAACAAAUAAAAUAAAAUUGGGUACUCUAAAUGAUAACUUUGUUAAAAUUAAUAUAGAAAAAAAGGUAUUUGUUAGAGGAAAGAAAAGUAUAAAUUUUUCAAAAUAUAAAAAAC